Melitaea cinxia (Glanville fritillary) is the source of this 1589-nucleotide messenger RNA. Its product is annotated as autophagy-related protein 13 homolog. Bases 303 to 1589 code for a protein of 428 amino acids. The transcript has 6 exons. Gene Ontology annotation, biological process: mitophagy; protein localization to phagophore assembly site; piecemeal microautophagy of the nucleus. Lineage: Eukaryota; Metazoa; Arthropoda; Insecta; Lepidoptera; Nymphalidae. The record is from RefSeq and is a predicted model, not a curated record. Gene Ontology annotation, cellular component: phagophore assembly site; Atg1/ULK1 kinase complex; extrinsic component of membrane.
CUUUGGUCUGUUCAUCUACAGUUUUUCCUUAAUUAUCUGUUGUUGAUCUGUAGUUUAUUAAUUUCGAUUGUAAUUGUUAAAAGAAGACAAGUAAAUUGUUUACUUAAAAUUUCAAAUAAAUCAAAUAUUUCUCAUAGAAAUCUACGAUGAGAUUUGAAGCGCUAUAAAUACAAAACUAGAUAUAUCAAAUUAAUACUUCAAUUUUUAUUUAUAUUUGUAAAUAAAAUAUUAUUACUUUUAUUAAAUGCGUAAACAGUACUGUACAUUGCGACACAACACAAUCGAAAUAAUAAAAGAAACUAAUGAAAAACUAUAAGAUGGCUUCGUCUAACACGGACAUGCAGGACCGGUUAAAGUUGUUUAAGUUUACAAAGAUAUUAACGUUGAAAGUGGCUCAAAUCGUCGUCCAAAGCAGACAAGGAAAGAAAAUAGCUCACGACUGCAACGUCGUUAAACCCUCGGACGACGGGCCGCCGCCCUCGCCCACUAGCUUGCAGUGGUUUAAUUUAUCUAUUCCGGACGUGCCAGAAGUCAACACAGACACAACGAGAGUAUUAAAUGGUGAAGUGAUCGAAGCUUUAAGUAAUGUUCUGUGCAUUGAGAUUUCGUUGCACACAACUGACGGUGAUGAGAUGGUGCUAGAGCUAUGGACAGUCCGCAUGGCACCCGGCGGGGAUGCCGGCGUCAACUCUGUCUCAACUAUUUACUACCGAAUGAGUAUCAUGCUCAAGUCUACGUUGAGCAUAUCGAGAAUAACACCUGCAUAUAAAUUAUCACGACUGCAAAAUAAAGACUCUUAUAAAAUUUCUCAUAAAAUUUAUGGUGGAAAACCCAAUUUAGACCUUUUAGGAGAACAGUAUAAGACUAUUAAAGUGAGUGAAUUGCAUACUCCAAUAGGCACUAUUUAUAUUGACGUCGUGUACAGGACAAAAAUGACGAUACUUCCGGAGGACAGGAAACCUGUCGAGAAGAACGUCAUGAUGAUGAGCGACGACAUUGUGAUCAAGAGUGACCAUUUCCCCAAGGAUAGUCCUCGAAAAGCUUACAGCGAUAAGAAAGAAGUGGAUCUGUCGAAACCCUUAACGGCUGGCGCGUUCGUCGACACCGUCAAGAUAAAGGAACUGCACGACUCGCUAAGCCAGCAACUGCCCCCCGAGUCGCCCAUGGUGUGGCUGCUUGCUGAGAGGGACAGGAUGGACGAGAAGAUGAAGCUUCUCGCACUCGAAGAGGACUUGGAGGACGUUGAGGAGGAGGAGGAGGAGGGAGAAGGAGAAGUCGCUGCGGCGGGUGGCAGCGGGGAUCACGUCGUCAGCCAGGCCAUCGACGUGCCCAGGACGAGGGACGCCGGCAAGUACGCCAGCCUCAUGGAGUUCCCGUUCGCGGAGGGCAGCCCGAUGCGCGAGCUGGCGAGCUUCUACCGCGAGUGCGCGGCGGCGCGCGCGUGGGCGGCGCCCGAGCCGCUGCUGCCGGGCGCCGAGCGGCGCGCGCUCCUGGCCGCCGAGCUGCGCGCCGCCGAGCGCGCCGCGCCCGCCUUCGACCGCCUGCUGGCCGCCAUGGCGCGCGACCGCCGCGCGCGCCGCUCGCCCUAG